ACAACCGAAACAGGAGCCGUUGCUGAGGGACUUCAGCAACAUGGGAGAGUGCUCCUCCAGGCGACGACCACCCCUGACAAUGACGCGUCUGAAAACGCUGCAGCGAGAGCACAGGGAGCUGCGCUUGGAGCGAGCGGGGACUUGUCCACACUGGCACUCCAACUGUCACAAGCGGCACAAAAUACAGCAACCAUUGCCAGGUCCGCCGCAAACACAUCCGCCUUAGUGGCCGACGUGAUGGGCAGACCAACAGCAGAAGAGGUACAGGUCACCAUACAAGACGCCAGAAAUGUCAACCAAGAGGCCGAGUCGGCAGCACAAGAGCUCCGAGCUUUACUCAAUUCGGAAGACCUCCCACCAGAUGUUGACGUUCGCGUCCGUCAAGCCAUCAUGGCGGCUGAAAGUUCGGAAGCUGAGCAAGUACCGAGUGACGCUGUCCAAGCUGCAAGACAAGCCUCCCUGACGGCGGCGGCCGCGUGCCUCGCCGCCUCUGCGGCGGGCGUCACCUGGGAAGUCACUGGAGCUGAUCUCAAAGGUGUCAUCAUCACCACUUUGGAAAGGGCGAAGGAGGCAAAUCUUGCCGCCGGGAUGGUUGUCAAUGAAGGCACAGAACCGCAGAAGGCUAGAGAUGCCGCGGCCAGAGUCGCAGACGCAGCAAAUGUGAUGGCCAAAGCGGUGCGAAAUGCUUCGGAUAUCAUCGAUGACAACGCGGCGGAGGUGUCGCUGAAUGCGGCGGAGCUGGCCAGCGAAGUGGCGAAUGGAUCCGUUGAAUUUAAAAUCAACGCCGAAAAGCUUAUUAACUUGUCCAGUGAUGCUCAAAAUGUCUUUGAUCCAUCCAAUGUGACAGAUGAAUUGAUGCAGGUCAUGAAGGAUGCAGCGGAAGUGGCAAAGGCGGCAGAGGCUGCAGGACACCAAGCCAGUGAGACAGUCAAUUCAUCAAGCGCUCAAAGUUUAGUGAUUGCAACAAACAUACUAUUAGAUGACGCGAUUAGGAUGGUGAGAAACCUGUCAAUAUAUGAAAUGAUACUUACUCGAGUAUCAUUAGUGGUCAGCUUGACGGCCUCGGCCGCGGCGGUAAGUGCAACGUGCUCGGCGGCUGCGGCUGCGGUCGGAGCAGAAUCGGCAGCCAGAGCCGCCUUGAGCGCCGCCUUGAGCGCCGCGGAGGAAGCGGCGAGCGCCGCCACCUUGCUGAGCGACGAUAGCAAGAACCUGAAUUCCGCAGUGAACGCCGCAGUGAACGCCGCAAUGGCGGCGUCCCAGGAAGCCAAUAACGCCGCCCAGGCAGCCAUGGCGGAAUUGCAAAACGGAUUGGCCCUGGACACCCUGGCCAACCUGGCCGCCGAGGUGGCCCAAAUGGCGUCUAUGCUAACGAACUUGGCAAAAAAAAUGGCCUCCUCCAAAGUGACGGAGGAAACCAUAAAGGGCGCCCACCAAAUGGUCAAACAAAUGGACAACGACUGGAAGGUCUUGACGAGAAAUGUGCAGGACAUGCUGACGGGUACUCCAGAGGAAUGCUGCAAGAUGCUUUUGAAGCAACUGGCCAUCCUGAACGUGGCGUUCAUUGCACAGGCGACCAUGGAGGCCGCCAACCGGGCAGCAUUUUCUGCUGUGAAUGAUACUCCCAACAUACUGGACUCCUUUCCAGGGACCAACGUGGCCACCAUGAUAUCUCAGGCGGGAGUGGCGGCCUCCACCGCCAAAUUAGCCGCGAAAGCAACGGACACGUCACUGGCCGCCUCGGCAAAAUCAAGUGGCGCCCGGAUGUUCUCACUCAGCACCGCCGCCUUGCUCGCGUUUAUAUUUUCAAUCUUGUAAAUAUGUACAUUAUGGGAGGAAAUUUAC
Messenger RNA from Syngnathus acus (greater pipefish), 1842 nucleotides. RefSeq lists its product as uncharacterized. The record is from RefSeq and is a predicted model, not a curated record. The transcript has 3 exons. Lineage: Eukaryota; Metazoa; Chordata; Actinopteri; Syngnathiformes; Syngnathidae. Bases 238 to 1815 code for a protein of 525 amino acids.